AUUUUUUAUUUGCAGGUAACAUUGACCAUUGGCCUUGUGAAGCAGUGAAAUAGAGAUGGUCCUGGUACCAAUAUCUUUCCUUGGGUUUGGAGACCAUUCUUUACCCUCUGAAGAAGAAAAAGACUUUGCUCAAAAUGUCUUGUUUGCAAUCACUGCAUUUCUCUGGGCUGCUUACUUGUGGGAAACUUUUCUAUCUAGCAGACAGAGGAGGAUAUACCUCAAAGUACAGAAGAUGCCACCCAAUUUACAAGACAUCAUGGAGGAAGAGGAGUUUGAGAAAGCAAGGGUUUACAGCUUGGAUAGAGCCAAUUUCUCUUUGGUCAAAGAGUUAUUUGACCAAUUAGUUCUCACUCUGGUUUUGUUUGGAGGCCUACCCUUGGCUUGGGACAUUGGACGAUCAAUGACAGACUGUUUCUAUACCAAGACUGGUUGGAAAUGGGAGAAAGGCUCACAAGGAGAUGAGAUUUGGCAGAGCUUGGCUUGCGUCCUUGUCAUUAACACUUUCAACAAAGUCAUCAGCUUGCCAUUCUCAAUUUAUAGUACUUUUGUUGUAGAAGCCAAGCAUGGCUUCAACAAGCAGACACCAUGGUUCUAUGUGAAGGACCAGAUCAAGGCUUUUCUUGUUGGGCAGAUCAUCACAUUCCCACUCAUAGGUGGAUUCAUUGCCAUCAUCCAAGUUGGCGGGGACUACUUCUUCAUCUUUCUGUGGCUCUUUUCUGUUGUUGUGAUGCUCUUUCUCAUGGCCAUCUAUCCAGACUUCAUUGCUCCAUUAUUUGACAAGUAUACCCCAUUGGAGGAGGGGCCCCUGCGGACUUCCAUUGAGGAGCUGGCUGCAUCACUCCACUUUCCACUCAAGAAGAUUUAUAUUGUUGAAGGAUCAAAACGUUCAGCACACAGUAAUGCCUACUUCUAUGGAUUCUGGAACAACAAGCGCAUUGUCUUGUUUGAUACACUACUGAAGGACAAGUCCAAGUCAGAGGAAGAGAAGGAAGAGGGAGACCAAAAAGAUGAGGAUGAAAGGAAUAAAAAGGAAGAUGAAGGGGAAGGGAAAAAGGAGGACAAUGAAGUGGAAGAGAAGAAGGAAGGAAAGGGCUGUUCAAAUGAGGAAAUCCUGGCUGUGCUGGGUCAUGAACUGGGGCACUGGUACCAUAAUCAUGUCCUGAAGAACAUAGUCAUCAUUCAGGCAAACUUGUUCCUCAUGUUCCUGUUCUUCUCAAUGAUCUACCACCAACCGUUCAUUUACCAUGCAUUUGGCUUCAUGAAUGAGCGUCCCAUCCUCAUGGGCCUCAUUAUUGUUCUCCAGAUACUCCUACUUCCCUACCAAGAGGUCCUUGGCUUCCUGGUGACAGCAUUGAGCCGGCACUUUGAGUUCCAGGCAGACCGGUUUGCCAAAUCACUGAGGAAAGCAGGAGAGCUCCAGUCAGCACUGGUGAAACUGAACCGGGAUAAUCUUGGCUUUCCCAUCCAUGACUGGCUCUAUUCUGCAUGGCACCACUCUCAUCCACCCCUCCUCCAACGCCUGGAGGGUCUCCAAAAGGGCGAUUAAUGGUUGGCAUUGCUUCCAAGCUGUACCAAGAAGGCAACAUUUGUCUAAACCGAAAUUGAAUUUGGACUAAAUCAGCAGAACUGCUCAUGUCCUCAUGAAAGUCAGUUCAGGAGUGGAUGAAGGUGGACUAAAUCUGCCAAGUGGGCUUCAUCCAUUGCCAAGUGCAGGAUAGUUUAUUGUUAUAACGGAAUCAUUACAAGUUGUUGUAUACCUUGUAAGCCUAAGUGACAAGUGAUUCCUGUGAUAUUUGUUAAUCAAUACUAUUCCACUUACAGGGGGAAUGAUAUCCAUGACUUCUAGAGUCUUCAUCUGUAAAGUACACCUUACUUUUAGCCUAUCAGUUUUGUUCCUGUAUCCCAUGCUGAUACAGUACUGUCAUGGUGUCUCUUGUCCCUCAUUGAAUUGCAUGUUAAAUUGGACCCAAACAUUUGUCUCUGUUGUUCAUGCCUGUUCAAGUCAGAUAAUUAGAAGUAUGUCAUUGGAGAGAAUAAUCAUUAUGCUGUUGUUUCUUUUUGUGAAAGAUUCUUACCUAACAGCAAAUGAAUCACAGGGAAGAAGUCAAGGGCAUCUCCAGCCUUGUGUCCAGCCUUUGGGCUUGUAUGGGGGAAGUAUGAUAUAUGCUUUUUGCUGUUAUUCCAAGAUUUGAUUGACCUGUAAAAUGUUUUUCCACUUGGAGAAUUGGUUGUCACAAUAAUGUGAGGUGAGAUACAGAUAUGUGUUCAGUGC
Molecule: messenger RNA, 2272 nt
Organism: Darwinula stevensoni
Lineage: Eukaryota; Metazoa; Arthropoda; Ostracoda; Podocopida; Darwinulidae
Source: the annotation of a GenBank genome assembly